Molecule: messenger RNA, 381 nt
Organism: Sipha flava (yellow sugarcane aphid)
Lineage: Eukaryota; Metazoa; Arthropoda; Insecta; Hemiptera; Aphididae
Exons: 3
Coding region: 1-381 (126 amino acids)
Source: RefSeq, a predicted model, not a curated record
AUGUGCACAGCCUAUUCCGAAAACACUGCUUUGGCCUAUGUUCCUCCUGAUAACGUUACUAACACUUAUGAAGACAUUUUAGAAACACAAUUUUAUGUUGAAAAUGAAGACCUGUUAAUUCCAUUCUUGGAUUAUUUUGAGGAAAACUGGGUAGGAAAAAUAAUAGGAAGACGAAAAAUUCGACGCCAACCAAGACAUCAAAUUGAUAUUUGGAAUUGUCACUAUUCUGUCAAAAAUGGUCUUCCAACAAUAAACAAUGCUGUAGAAGAAUGGCACAGGGGAUUUGCAUCUAUUAUUGGAGGAAGCCAUCCUACUAUUUGGAAAUUUAUUGAUGGAAUAAAGAAAGUUCAAAAUUUAGAAGAAUUGAAACGAGAGCAGUAA